Molecule: messenger RNA, 892 nt
Organism: Ricinus communis (castor bean)
Lineage: Eukaryota; Viridiplantae; Streptophyta; Magnoliopsida; Malpighiales; Euphorbiaceae
Product: topless-related protein 2
Exons: 4
Coding region: 169-744 (191 amino acids)
Biological process (GO): regulation of DNA-templated transcription
Molecular function (GO): protein binding
Source: RefSeq, a predicted model, not a curated record
AAGGAACAGCCAUUUGGAGGUAAUAGCAAAGCGUCUGUUAUAUCAGGGCCAGCUUCAAACUGGCAAUACUGAACUCUCAUAUAUGUGGCGAGUGACCUUUACAAAAUAUACUUACUGGCCUGCUUACAAGCCUAUCUCCACCAACCAAAAAUCACCGGAGCAAAAACAAUGGCUUCUUCUUCCACCAACCAAGCAGUUCUAGCCAUGAUUGUACAGUUUCUCAAGGAAGAAAAUCUCAUAGAAUCCGCUCACAGUCUUGAGAGAGAGUCAGGGUGUAUCUUUGACAUGAAGUAUUUUGAGGUGAUGGUCCUUGAAGGUGAGCUUGAUGAAGCUGAGAAAUAUCUUUCUGGUUUCAUUCGUAUCCAUGAUAACUUGGACUCCACCAGGAUCUUUUUUGAACUAAGGAAACAGAAAUUUCUCGAAGCACUGGACAAGAAUGAACGUCACAAGGCCCUUGAUAUCCUCACGAACGAAUUCAAAGAUUUCAUGCCAUAUAGCGACACAAUUUACAGGGAUGCUACUCUCCUGCUAACUUUGGACGAUUUCAGGAGAUGUGGAGCACUUAGCAAAUAUGGGAACGCCAAGGCAGAAAGACAAUUCAUGAUGAAUGCACUUAAAAAACUUUUCACGGAGAAUCCAAGGCUUAGACUCAAAAUGCAGCCUCCUACGUUCAAGAAUUCAAACUUCCUGCGUCGCCUGGUACUUGGAGAUUCAAAGAGAUCUACGAAUGCUAGGCUUAAUUAAACCUACCAAUUUAAGAAGAAGAACAACUCAUUAGAUCCAUUUCAUUUUUAAUAAGCAACAUGAGCAUGCUUAAGCUUAAACUGUUUUAAUUUAAUUGUCCACUACGACGGAUUUUGUUAUAGUUUAAUGAUGCAUUUUAUCUGCUUUA